Dipodomys spectabilis (banner-tailed kangaroo rat) is the source of this 1986-nucleotide messenger RNA. It is a transcript of the gene Iqcm, whose product is annotated as IQ motif containing M. Lineage: Eukaryota; Metazoa; Chordata; Mammalia; Rodentia; Heteromyidae. The record is from RefSeq and is a predicted model, not a curated record. The coding region runs from base 1 to 1911 and encodes 636 amino acids. The transcript has 16 exons. Gene Ontology annotation, molecular function: protein binding.
AUGGAAAAACACAGUGUGUGCGAGCCCUCGGGUCUGCCUGGAUGCAGAAAAGACUCGGUGGUUAUGAUGUCAUUAUUUGGAGAACUUCAUUUUUCUUUUCGAUCUUCAGAGGUGAAGUGGAAACAACGGUGCGACCCCUACCGCAGUCGUACAUUGCAGAUCCCAAGGCAAAAUUUUCUCUAUGAAGCAAAAUUUCUCAUUGCUCGACAUUAUAUGAGCUUAAAAGAGAAUGAAGUUCCAGGCACUUCGAUAGAUGUUUUCAAAAAUAAAUAUCCCAAAUCACAUUUUGUCAGAUAUGUACCUUCGAAGAUUAAAAAGACCAAAACACCUGAUGUGGUCCAAGAACACAAGGCAGUACUCCGAAGUAUUUGUUUUCCCCAGAUCCUUCCCCCAGAGGGACAUUUUAAGAAGCCAUCUGUCUUUAAUAUAAAGGAAAGGUACCCGACGGUAAAUCUUUUCACGAAAGACAGUAGGGCUCGAUCUGUGGACAAUGGCUUCACAUGGAAUAAAGAUUUAUUUCUGCCCUUUCUGCCACCAUCUGACAGUGUGACAGUGUCACCUCUACCUCUGCUAGCUGCCAUGGUUCAGGGCUCCCAGAAGGUGGUAGCAGGGAAGGAGUGGAUCUGCAUUGCUUUCUUCCCAACCAUCUCCACACCAUCUCGAAAACGAGAGAACAGAAACAUCCCAGCAGAUCCUGAGGGUUUCGUCUGCUUCAAUCAUGCCUUUUAUCGCAGCCUCACUUCUUUCAGCAUCAAUGGAAAACCGAUUGCACUUUUCAUGGCCUUCUCCUCUUGUUCUCCUUCACUUUGCUACAGUGGAUUUCACUACAUGCACGAACAAGUUAAACUGAGUAAAAUAAUAACUGAUAUUAUACCUGUGAGUAAAAAAAUGGAGGAAGAAAAACAACUUUACCCUGGGAAGCCCAGAGCAUUGGGAUCCUCACAUGCCAUUGCUGCCUAUCCUAGCGUGCUUUUACAGCGUGUGACCUCGACCGAGGGAACUCAGAGAGAAACUGAGAGAGUAGUAUAUGAUUGGAGAGGAAUUAUGUCAGCGAGGUUUUUCCACUUGCAUGAAGAUCAGAAACUCUCUGAGUCAUCAGAAAUAUUUCGGGAUUAUUGUAUGAGAGCCUUAAGGAGAAAAAAGCUUCAACCCAUCAAGCCAGAACCAAAGCCAGAUAGGUAUAUUGUUUACAUGAAAGCAGCAAAAUUGGACAGUAAAGUUAAAAGAAUUGGACCACACUUAGACAUCUUCCAAGUCUUCGGAGGAAAUAAUAAACAAUUAAUUACCAAGAAAGUAGUUAAAAUGAUCGUCCACACACAGGCAACUGUGAGAGGGUGGCUUGAACGCAAAAGACUUGAAAGAAUAUCAACCAAGGCCUUGUAUCACGGACGGGAUUUGAGAUCCGUUAUGGACAUGUAUCGGAGACUGAUCUACCGUGUGAGACAUCACCUUGGCCUUUGGAAGACGAGACAAGUCAUGAACUUGACAGAGCUAGAGGAAUGGAUGGACAGGAAGAAAUUCUAUGAAACCAUGUUUGCCAAGAGAGAAGACUGGAAGGGAUUGCAAAAGAGUGAGCUACUUAAGUACUUUAAUGAGUGUGGCCAUUUCCCAACCCAGAAACAAAUUGAUGAUUACUGGGAGCGAUUUCAUAAUUAUAAGCCAAGGAAACAUUCUGAAAUAAUCCAGAAGUCCCAAGUAAUUGAAAUGCUAUUUACACUCUACCCUCCUCUUGGGGCUCAUGUACAUCAAAACUUACAACUUAAGUCAACUUGGCUCAGACCCAUCGUAGAUGGAGAGGAAGGCUACAAGUACAUAGUGAGUGGACAUCCAAUACUCAAAAGAGCUAACAUCCGGGUUGUUGGAAAGUUGGUGGCAAAAUCCAUAAGAGAAAGGAAACUGAAACAAUGUUAGAGAUCAAAAGAAGUUAAAUAAGAUUUCAAAACAAGAUAAUGCAAGAUUGAUCCUUUUUCUAGUUGAAUCUGUAUA